CAAAAGGGAUCCGCGAUGCUGCUGCACCCAUCAGUGCAGAUGAUGUUGCUGCUGCUGCUGCAACAAGAGACUCGAGACGCGGCUGGGAUCACAAAUAGCGCCAGUGCGCAUGCGCCGUCCGCACCGUUUACUGUAUAAUCACAGUGUGGGGAAAAAGAGCAGGCAACAAAACUAAACCUUUUUUUUACGGCAAAGUGACAGCUACUAUGUAAAUAACCGCCAGGGAAACAAAGGGGGUAUAUCAACAGGGAUCUUUUUAGGUGUGAUGAGACAAAGGAACAAAGGAUGCCUUAGAAGCAAGGCAACAGCUACGAACAAGCUGCUGGGACCUGCUUCAAAGCAUACACAGCAGAUGGAUCUAUCGCUCCCCUCUCCAUCCAGAUCAUGAUACUUGGCUAAAGUUUUAAGCAUUCUCUAUGAUCCCUUCUCCAUCUAUGGCGAACUAUAGCCAUGCAGGGGACCACAACAACAUCUUGCAGAAUGUCUCUCCGCUCGCCACGUUCCUUAAAUUGACCUCCCUGGGCUUCAUCAUCGGUGUCGGCGUGGUUGGAAACCUCCUGAUCUCCAUACUGCUUGUCAAAGACAAGAGCCUCCAUCGAGCGCCCUACUACUUCCUGCUGGACCUCUGUGCUUCGGACAUCCUCCGCUCGGCCAUCUGCUUCCCGUUUGUGUUCACAUCUGUCAAAAAUGGCUCGGCCUGGACGUACGGGACGCUGACUUGCAAAGUGAUCGCCUUCCUGGGCGUGCUCUCCUGUUUCCACACUGCUUUCAUGCUGUUCUGUGUUAGCGUCACGCGAUACCUGGCGAUCGCCCACCAUCGCUUUUACACCAAGCGGCUGACAUUCUGGACCUGCCUGGCAGUCAUAUGCAUGGUAUGGACAUUGUCGGUCGCCAUGGCGUUUCCGCCAGUGCUGGACGUGGGCACCUACUCCUUCAUCCGCGAGGAGGACCAGUGCACGUUCCAGCACCGCUCAUUCCGUGCCAAUGACUCAUUGGGCUUCAUGCUGCUCCUUGCACUCAUCCUCCUGGCCACCCAGCUCGUCUACCUCAAGCUCAUAUUUUUCGUUCAUGACCGCCGUAAGAUGAAGCCUGUCCAGUUUGUGCCCGCCGUCAGCCAGAACUGGACCUUCCAUGGCCCGGGGGCGAGCGGCCAGGCAGCGGCGAACUGGCUGGCCGGGUUCGGUCGAGGCCCAACACCUCCUACCCUGCUGGGAAUCCGGCAGAACAGCAAUGCGGCGGGCCGCAGGCGUCUGCUGGUGCUGGACGAGUUUAAGACUGAAAAGAGGAUAAGCAGGAUGUUCUACAUCAUUACAUUCUUCUUCCUGAGCCUGUGGGGACCCUACCUGGUCGCCUGUUACUGGAGGGUCUUCGCCAGGGGCCCGGUGAUACCGGGAGGCUACCUGACGGCUGCUGUGUGGAUGAGCUUCGCUCAGGCAGGAGUCAACCCCUUCAUCUGCAUCUUCUCCAACAGGGAGCUCAGAAGAUGCUUCAGCACCACACUCCUCUACUGCAGAAAAUCCAGGUUACCUAGGGAACCCUACUGUGUUAUAUGAAGGCUCUGUGGGUUUUUUGAUGUGGUUUUUAUUUGGAUGCCCUGGUCAAUCGGGGAUGUGUUCUGUUGUACAGCUCUCUCUCUCUCUCCUUCUCCUCCUCUUCCUCUUCUUCUACCUUUUUGAGGCCUGUAGUUGAAUCGUCAGCUUAAACCGUGGAGCUUGAAUGGAAUAAAAUGAUACACGGACAGAGGACACCUGUGUUUAUGUUCUAGUAAACAACCAAUGCGAAAGGCCAUUUGAAACCCAAUAAGCAAAAAUAAAUAAAUAAAUAAAAAUCUACAAAAAAAUCUACAAAAAAAUAAAAAAAAAUGAAAGAAAAGAAAAAAUGGAUACAUCAAGAAGGAACUGAAAUUUGCUUUGGAUAUUUCAAAGACUCAAGGGUGUAAAGAAAAUGAAUAAACGCUUACCUUACCUAAAGGAAUCACUGGAAUUGUUUGGUGUGUUUAAAGUUGCACUAAAGAGAAGACAAGUUACACUGAAAGGAUGUCUUGUGUUUUCUCUAACUGAAAUACGAAUGCUUUAAAUUGCAA
Myxocyprinus asiaticus (Chinese sucker) is the source of this 2083-nucleotide messenger RNA. RefSeq names its product probable G protein-coupled receptor 85. Lineage: Eukaryota; Metazoa; Chordata; Actinopteri; Cypriniformes; Catostomidae. Gene Ontology annotation, molecular function: G protein-coupled receptor activity. The record is from RefSeq and is a predicted model, not a curated record. The transcript is spliced from 2 exons. Gene Ontology annotation, biological process: G protein-coupled receptor signaling pathway. Bases 417 to 1553 code for a protein of 378 amino acids. Gene Ontology annotation, cellular component: plasma membrane.